AUGGAGUUCGUGAUCGGCGGCUUAGCUGGCGCGGGGGCAACUAUCUUUACUAACCCCAUGGACGUAGUGAAAACUAGGUUUCAACUGCAAGGGGAACUUCGAGCUAGAAAUGAGCAUACUGCUCGUUAUCGAGGAAUAUUUCACGCUUUGUACGUAAUAGCAAGGAACGACGGCAUGCUGGCCCUACAAAAAGGACUCGCGCCAGCAAUGCUCUUGGGAUUCACAAUGAAUUCAGUGAGGUUAGGCAUGUACCACGUGGCAGAAGUACAAGGCUGGACGAAGUCAAAGGACGGAGACAUCAAUAUUAACAAAACGAUAUUCUGGUCAAGCGCCAGCGGUGUGAUGAGCGGUCUGGCUGCAAAUCCAGCGUCCGUGGUCAAGACGCGGAUACAAGCCGCCGCACACCCCAGUAUAGCUGUCGGACGACAGCAUCGAUACGAUGGGAUGAUGGAUGCUUUCAUCACGAUUUACAAGACUGAAGGUGUAAAAGGUUUUUUCGCCGGCGUUAAUGCGACUUGCGCAAGGCUGGCGGUCGGCAGCGCUGCACAACUAACCACAUUUUCCACUGCCAAAGAAGUUUUACAAUCGUACGGCAUAUGCCAGCAAUCGCCGUUCGGGCUUGCGUUCUUUGCAAGCGCACUCAGCGGUGUGAUGGUAGCUCUGGCCAUUUGCCCGUUUGACGUCACAGCAGUUCGCCUUUAUAACCAGGGUCCUGCAUCAAAAGGUGAACUGCUCUACAACGGUGUGUUUGACUGCCUUAAGAAAAUUUACACCACUGAAGGUGUUCAUGGAUUAUACAAGGGAAUUGGACCUCUAUAUUUAAGAAUAGCCCCGCAUACAACACUCUCGCUAGUUAUAUGGGAUAUGUUAAAUAACCUUUUUGAUAAAAAUAAAAAGAGUUGA
Messenger RNA from Parnassius mnemosyne (clouded apollo), 903 nucleotides. Lineage: Eukaryota; Metazoa; Arthropoda; Insecta; Lepidoptera; Papilionidae. The record is from the annotation of a GenBank genome assembly.